AUGUUCUUUCUGUACAACCUCGAGCGCAGGGUGACCCUGCACCCUUCAUAUUUUGGCAAAAACAUGCACGAACUGGUGACAGGCAAGCUCUUGAAGGACGUCGAAGGCACCUGCACAGGCAGCUACUACAUCAUCUCCAUCAUGGAUACUUUUGAAAUUUCAGAAGGUCGCAUCCUUCCGGGCAGCGGCCUCGCCGAGUUCACAGUAGGCUACCGAGCAGUCGUCUGGAGGCCAUUCAAGGGCGAAACGACCGAUGCUAUGGUUGUCUCUGUCAACCAGCAUGGUUUCUUCGCUGAGGCCGGUCCCCUGCGCAUCUUCGUCUCGACCCACUUGAUACCACAAGAAGUCAAGUGGGAUCCCAACGCGACUCCUCCGCAGUUCACAAACAACGAGGACACCACGAUUGAGGUUGGCACCCACGUACGGGUAAAAAUCCUCGGUACACGUGCCGAGGUCGGUGAGCUUUGGGCCAUCGGCAGCAUAAAAGAGGAUUACCUUGGCACGCUGCAAUUCUGA
Microdochium trichocladiopsis is the source of this 516-nucleotide messenger RNA. RefSeq names its product RNA polymerase Rpb7-like domain-containing protein. The transcript has 4 exons. Gene Ontology annotation, cellular component: P-body; RNA polymerase II, core complex. Gene Ontology annotation, molecular function: single-stranded RNA binding; single-stranded DNA binding; translation initiation factor binding. The record is from RefSeq and is a predicted model, not a curated record. Lineage: Eukaryota; Fungi; Ascomycota; Sordariomycetes; Xylariales; Microdochiaceae. Gene Ontology annotation, biological process: transcription initiation at RNA polymerase II promoter; DNA-templated transcription; positive regulation of translational initiation. Bases 1 to 516 code for a protein of 171 amino acids.